CCGUAAUAAUAAUUUCACAUUCUAUAAGACAGCGUUAAGAUAAGUAGAGCGCAUCAUGCACUCAUGGGCACUUGCACAUCCUACUGUCAGCUAAACCUUGACAUUCGUUGACAUUGUGUUAUAGUGAGAUGACGUUAGAAAAUCUUUUAUCCCAAGUGGGAAUCGGAACAAAGCAGCUGACAGAUAGGUACUCGGAGGUUCCAGUACACGAUCAUCACGUGUAUUAUGCAUAUGAACCGUCUGCACCGUCACAUGGGCCUGUUGCGACGUCCAAAUACAACUAUGGAGGAGGUCAUCAUAAGAGCGGCGCAUCAAUGUCUGCACUAACGCUGUUGGCGUUCUUGUUUUUUCUCCAUAUUUUACAGCAAUGUAUUAAAGAUCACAUGACAGAAAUGAGUACCGCAGCUGUUGUGAUUAUGUCGGCCGGCAGAGAAGGAGAAGAUGCAAUAACCAAAUCGGCAACUUUCAAUAAAAUGGAUAAAACCGGCAUAACCGAAACUAGUUCUAAAGAUGGCUCAGUAAAUGACCGAAUGGAUAGAGUACACCAAAAUAAAAUAACCGAAAAUUACGACGUGAAAAAUCCAUACAAUAAUGAUGCUUCAUCAAGCAAACAUCAAUUAUUAAAGGUUAAAACCGAACAGUUGCCAAGAUCAGAAGAACCGAAGCAAAAAUAUGUGUUUAAAAACUACGCCAACCGAAGCUCUAUGUAUGCUGGGUUUUAUAGCGCCAUGGAUGAAGAAUAAAUGGACGUCCAAAAAUAAACGUUACCCACGGUGAAAUAAAAUACAUAAUCGAGU
Messenger RNA from Spodoptera frugiperda (fall armyworm), 797 nucleotides. RefSeq lists its product as uncharacterized. The coding region runs from base 129 to 743 and encodes 204 amino acids. NCBI's taxonomy places the organism in Eukaryota, Metazoa, Arthropoda, Insecta, Lepidoptera, Noctuidae. The transcript has 3 exons. The record is from RefSeq and is a predicted model, not a curated record.